AACGUCAAAACAAUAAUGGAAGUCGAAUAAAUAUUAAAGUCUGCCAAUUGGUUCGCAAUAAACGUGAAUUCACACGGUGCCGACUGAUUUGAAUCAUUUUGCGUGGAAACCAUGGUCAAAAGUCGGGCAAUUGUAAAAAAUUGCCCAAAGUGUGAUGCUCGUGUUGCGGUCGCAACUAAAGCAUGCAAAUGUGGCUAUUCAUUCUUUUCAACACGGCGCUCGGAACGGAUUCGCGAAGCGGUCGAAGAAGUAGAUGAACGGCGCCGAACAUCCAGAGUUCGACGAGAAAAACCGAAUUACUAUGAUUCACAACAAUUUGAGAAAAAGAAAAAGAAGAAGGAAACUAAGACCAAACGAAAGGCAUCGAGUCCAGAACGGCAAACCAUCAACGAUGAUCACAGCAAAGAUGCUCCGGCAAUUCGACCGAAACGCAAACGCGUUCGCAAGGAGGAAGAAAGUGAAGGGAUCGACCUUUGUGCCAAGCUCACACCGGAACGACAACAAUUGGCCACACUCAUUUUGUCAGAACUGAAUCGUAAAAUGUGCAGCGUUGUUUGGACACCGUAACAAAUAUUGCAAUAACGUCGUUAAAUCGGUUCAAGACGACAAAAGAUUCUCAUUUUUUGAGUUUUAUACUAAGAUCUUAUCAAAAAAAAAAUUAAUUAAUUAAAAGCCAGAAAUUAUUUUAGAAUUAGCAACAACAAGAGAAAAUAUUGCGAUAAACGACUAUCACAAGCACACAGCAGUUAAUUAAAGAUAAAAAUAAGAAAUAAAUCGA
Molecule: messenger RNA, 778 nt
Organism: Sitodiplosis mosellana (orange wheat blossom midge)
Lineage: Eukaryota; Metazoa; Arthropoda; Insecta; Diptera; Cecidomyiidae
Product: UPF0547 protein C16orf87-like
Exons: 3
Coding region: 112-567 (151 amino acids)
Source: RefSeq, a predicted model, not a curated record